Messenger RNA from Quercus robur (English oak), 1095 nucleotides. RefSeq lists its product as uncharacterized. The transcript has 3 exons. Bases 1 to 1095 code for a protein of 364 amino acids. Lineage: Eukaryota; Viridiplantae; Streptophyta; Magnoliopsida; Fagales; Fagaceae. The record is from RefSeq and is a predicted model, not a curated record. Gene Ontology annotation, molecular function: nucleic acid binding; RNA-DNA hybrid ribonuclease activity.
AUGGCAGCCCAAGACAUAGUACAAAAAGGCAGAAGGUGGCAAGUUGGUAAUGGACGUAGCAUAAGGAUUUGGAAGGAUAAAUGGUUGCCCUCUCCCUCAACUUAUGAAGUUGUCUCUCUGGUAAACAACAUGCCUGAGGAUUCUAGAGUUGUAGAGCUAAUUGAUGAAGAGAAAGGUGCUUGGAAAACUGAUCUGGUGGGAUCCGGGUCUGAUGGAAGUCAUUUGAGGAGGUUCUGGCGGUCUAUUUGGAGCUUUAAUAUCCUACACAAGAUCCGUCACUUUGCUUGGAGAGCCUGCAGAGAUGUGUUGCCCAUAAAGGAGAACCUAGUCAAGCGGAAAGAGUCUCGGGUCCAGCUCUUUGGGUCGUUCAUGGACAUGUUAUGGUACGUGGUUAUGGUGGCCCAGUGGGAGCACAGCGACGUGGAGAAGCUUAUCGUGGUGGUUUGGGCGCUUUGGUCAAAUAGAAAUGAGUGCAGGAACGGAGGGGCAAAGAAAUCAUGUCAAUCAUUGCUGCAAAGGGUGUUGGAGUACUUGGAUGCUUACCAAACAUGUGUGGUGGAGUUGGGAUGUCCGAAGCAACCUGUUGAACCUGCAAAAUGGAAGCCUCCCUCUCCGGACCGGUACAAAAUUAACAUGGAUGGUGCUGUGUUCAAGGAGCAAUGUAUGGCCGGUGUGAGGAUCUUGAUUAGAGACGCUGAGGGUCAUCUGAUCGGUGCAUGUAGCAGGAAGCUUGAAGCUCCUUUGGGUGCAGUCGAAGCUGAAGCCAAGGCCGUGGAGUUGGGUCUUCUGUUUGCAAGGGAUUUUUCCAUCCAAGAUUUCACUCUUGAGAGUGACUCUUUAACGUUAAUUAAUGCGCUUCAAGACCUGUCUCCUCCUCCAUCAUCAGUAGCAGCGCUAGUCUAUAGUUCAGUUGCCAUGUCCCAUUCUUUCAGAUGUGUAGAGUUCUCAUAUGUAGGUCGUAAUGGCAAUAGGCCAACCCAUUUACUUGCAAGACAUGCGUUAGGCAUUGCUGAUUUAUCUGUUUGGGUUGAAGAGACUCCUUGUUUCCUUGAACAGGCUCUCAACCAGGAUGUAGUUGCUACCUCUAUUGAUUAA